CCUCAUUCGAAAUAAUAUCUUGACGUUUGUAUACCAGAACCACGGCCCAGUUCCGCCUCUUCAUUUGAGAAUAUUUCCCACCCCAGCAACAUGGAGCAGCAACAAUUGACGGCGAUCAAGGUCGGAUUCAACGGCGAGAUUCACCGCCUCCGCGUCGAUCUGGCGGCGUUCACGUUUGCGGACCUUGAAGCGCUCUUCGAGACCACGUUCACCUUGAACGCUGGCACCUUCGUGAUCCAGUACAAGGACAACGAAACCGACCACGUCAACGUCAAGUCGGCGGCGGACUUCGCCGAAGCUGUUCGCUUCUUCUCGACCUCGUCGGACGACGCCGUGAAAAGCCUUCGCUUCAUUGCCGUGCCGUCGACCCAAUUGGUCUUCCAUGACAACGUUGCGGAGCCAAUCCUCAAGGUCAUCGAGCACUUGGUGCAAACAUUGAACGAAGCCAUGGAAAAGGUCAAGCAGGAACAAUGGGCUGCCAAGGCCCAGGAGAACGCCCGAGACUUUGCCGCUAAAGCCCAAGAAAGUGCUGGGGAAUGGGCGUCCCAAGCCCAAGUGAACGCGGGUGUGUGGUCCGUCAAGGCCACUGAUGCCGUGCACACUACCGGUGCUGUGUUGAACGAAACGUUAACGCAAACCAGUGUGAUCGUGAGCGAAAAGCUGGCCGAAGCCGGUGCCGUGUUGGGCCCAUUGGCCUCGAAGACGGUGGAAGAGUCGAAGGUUGCGUUUGAAGCGGCCAAGAAAGGUCUGAACGAGAUUGAAUUCGACAAGAUCAAGCAAAGCUUGAACGAAAUCGAUUUCGACCGCUUCAUGAAAGAUGCCACCGAAGGCAUGAAGGCCGCGGCGGUCGUUGCCACGACCUACGCCAACAACUUGGUGAGCGAACUGAACAAACUCAAGGAACACACUGUCGAGGUCACGGUCGUGUCGGUGGACCACGAAGCCGAAGCCCCCGUGGCCGUCGCCGUCGACGCGCCCAUGGAGGACGUAAUCGAAGUGGCGGUGCCAGUGCCGGGAGCCGCCGAAUCCGAAUGGGAGCAAGUUGUCGAUGAGACGACGCCGGCUCCUUCCGCGGAAGAAUUGAAGUGGGCCUCGCAACUCGCAUUGAUCCGCGAAGUGUUCCCCACGUCGUCGUCGGACUCUGUGGUAGCCUUGCUGGAAGCGGCGAACGGCGACGUGCAUGUGGUCUUGAACCAGCUAGUCGAGUUGUAAAGCGCCAGCUAACGAUGCAUCGAAUCGAAGAUCGUGCUCAACGAGCCAAGGAGCUACGUAUAUAUUAUAUUAUCUUUUUACAUGAAAAUAUUAUUGCCCGUUGCAAUUCCACCCACGGCUGGAGGAACACUACAUCGAAGUAGAUAAUAUUAUUCUUUAUAUACUGAUAAUGUCGUUGCUCCAUUCGCCA
Molecule: messenger RNA, 1402 nt
Organism: Aphanomyces astaci
Lineage: Eukaryota; Oomycota; Saprolegniomycetes; Saprolegniales; Verrucalvaceae
Exons: 1
Coding region: 91-1212 (373 amino acids)
Molecular function (GO): protein binding
Source: RefSeq, a predicted model, not a curated record